AUGGCAAAUCAGGGGGGAGGACCACCACCAGCGGCACAGAUACCUACUAGUUUCGGCCACGAGCUUAGAGCCUGCCUUCGCUGCCGUCUCGUCAAGACCUACGACCAGUUUCGGGAAUCCGGUUGCGAGAAUUGCCCUUUUUUUCAGAUGGAAGACGAUCAUGAGCGUGUUGUUGAUUGCACCACUCCUAACUUUACUGGGAUUAUAUCAGUCAUGGACCCAACUAGGAGUUGGGCUGCCCGAUGGCUCCGCAUUGGAAGAUUUGUUCCUGGUUGCUACACUCUUGCAGUUUCUGAAGCACUUCCCCAUGAAAUGCAGAAUAUUUGUGAAGAAGAGCGCAUAUCAUACGUUCCGCCAAAGCGUGUAUGA
Molecule: messenger RNA, 369 nt
Organism: Fraxinus pennsylvanica
Lineage: Eukaryota; Viridiplantae; Streptophyta; Magnoliopsida; Lamiales; Oleaceae
Source: the annotation of a GenBank genome assembly